UUCAAUUCCUCUUUCUUCAAUAAAAGUUUGCCCAUUUUUGACAUUUACUUGACAAACUGUAUUUUCAAUUAAAUUUUUAAAUUUUUACAUUAAUUAUCCAAGAAAAUUGUAAAUAUUUUUAAAUUUUGUCGUUUAUUAUUUCUAAGAAUACAUAUAAUGGCAGACGAAUGGAACGAGUCACCUGCAGUUUCCAAUCAAUAUGCUUUUGUGGAUCGGGUUAUUUCAAGCGAAUACAGAAAUACAGAACGGUCUAGUAGAGGUUUUUCUAGAGGACGCGGCGGCGGAGGUGGUGGUCGUCGAUUUCAGAAUAAUCGUGAAGAUUUUAACUCUGCUAACGGUAAUGGCUGGGGAACUUCGCCCAAAUCGGCCGACACUAAUCAAAUUACCAUUGAGGUUCCUAGCAGGAGUGUUGGUCGGAUUAUAGGAAAGGGAGGUUCAAAGAUAAGUGAUCUGCAAUUUGAAUCUGGUGCCAAGAUUAACGUGACAAAAGAAACUGUUGGCGAUAAUACUAUUGUGAAGAUAAGUGGCCAAACUGACGAAAUAGAUAAAGCAAGGGAAAUGAUUGAGCAGUUGACAAUAGACAGACCUCCUCGUCAGCAAUUUACUCUUACACCAUCGGUAGCUCCACCCAUAGAAAAUAAGAAUGUUGUCAUAGACUGGCAGGCUUUAUCCGAAGAAUGUGAUCGAAUGACAAAAGAAAAAUGGUCUAAGGCCCCACUAAUAAAAAAAAACUUUUACAUAGAAGACCCCGCAGUUGCAGCAAUGACUGCAGAUGAAGUUGCUAAAUUUCGCGAAGAUAAUAAUAACAUUGUGGUUGCUAGAGCGCUGUCUAAAACACCGAACGAUAAUAAACCGAUACCUAACCCAGUUCGAACAUUUGAGGAAGCUUUCCGAAAUUAUCCAUUAAUAUUGGAAGAGAUCAGGAAGGCAGGUUUUGAAUCUCCGUCGCCGAUUCAGCGGCAGGGUUGGCCGAUUUUGCUGAGCGGGGAAGAUCUGAUAGGAAUCGCGCAAACCGGAACAGGCAAGACUUUAGCUUUUUUGUUACCUGCACUAAUACAUCUCGAUGGUCAACCCACACCAAGGGAACAGCGCGAAGGUCCGGGCGUGCUUGUGAUCGCACCCACACGAGAGUUGGCCUUGCAGAUCGAACGGGAGGUUAAGAAAUAUCACUACAAAAAUAUUAAGGCAGUGUGCGUAUAUGGUGGCGGCGACCGAAAAGAGCAAGUGAAUAUAAUAACCAAGGGCGUUGAUAUUGUAAUUGCGACACCUGGCAGAUUGAACGAUCUGGUCCUUGCCGGAUAUAUAUCGACCGAAACGUUUACCUACGUAGUUCUGGACGAAGCCGAUCGUAUGCUGGAUAUGGGUUUUGAGCCUCAAAUACGUAAAGUGUUGUACGAAAUUCGGCCUGAUCGACAAACGGUUAUGACCAGUGCAACAUGGCCGUCUGGUGUUCGCAGAUUAGCUGACUCAUAUAUGGUAAAUCCAGUUCAGGUUUAUGUAGGAUCUUUGGAUUUGGCUGCUGUACAUACUGUCACUCAAACAAUUAUCAUGUUACCAGAUGGCGAAGAGGAGAAAUUUCAAACGUUUAUGGAUUUCGUACAUAGCAUGCAACCUGAUGACAAGGCCAUUGUAUUCUGUGGGAAAAAGGCUAAGGCGGAUUAUUUAGCCUCGGAGCUUGUAAUAAAUGGUAUUGAUUGCCAAGCAAUGCACGGCGAUCGUGAACAGUGUGAUCGUGAACAAGCAUUGGCAGAUAUUACAGAUGGUACCGUUCAAAUUCUCAUAGCGACAGAUGUAGCAUCCAGAGGAAUAGACAUAGAGGACAUAUCACAUGUCAUCAAUUAUGAUUUUCCAAAGAAUAUAGAAGAAUACGUCCACAGAGUGGGACGUACAGGACGGGCCGGUCGUUCGGGAUGUUCCAUUAGUUAUUUUACUAGGGCAGAUUGGGCAAAUGCUCAAGAAUUAAUUCCUAUUUUAGAAGAAGCCUGUCAGCAUGUCCCAGAGGAACUUCACGAAAUGAGCAAAAGGUUUGCAGCAUGGAAGGAGCGCAAAGAUCAAGAGAGAGGUGGUCGAGGAGGGGGUCGAUUCGGUGGAAAUCGCGAUUUUGGAGGAAAUCGUGAUUUUGGUGGAAAUCGCGAUUUUGGUGGGAAUCGAGACUUUGGAGGCAAUCGCGGUUUUGGUGGUGGAAAUCGCGAUUUUGGAUACGGAGGCGGCGGCGGCGGUGGUGGUGGUAGGUUUGGAGGAGGUGGCGGUAGAAAAUGGUAAAUUAGGAAACCCAAGAGUAAACUUUUUCCUUAAUUUUAGUCCAUAUCUCUCUUCUUAAACGAUCUGUGUUAUAACAGUAUUUAUCUACUUAACUUAUUUUUAUGUGGAAUAUCUCUGCUAAUGUACAUUUUGAAUUUUGAGAUAUUUCACAUCUCCUUCCAGUUAGAUGAUAAAAUUGUGAAUGUCAUCGUUUAUUAAACGAAUUAUAAUCUC
This is a messenger RNA of Photinus pyralis (common eastern firefly), 2475 nucleotides long. RefSeq names its product probable ATP-dependent RNA helicase DDX43. The transcript is spliced from 9 exons. Gene Ontology annotation, molecular function: ATP binding; RNA binding; RNA helicase activity. The coding region runs from base 157 to 2262 and encodes 701 amino acids. The record is from RefSeq and is a predicted model, not a curated record. Lineage: Eukaryota; Metazoa; Arthropoda; Insecta; Coleoptera; Lampyridae.